Messenger RNA from Lacerta agilis (Sand lizard), 3352 nucleotides. Its product is annotated as oocyte zinc finger protein XlCOF6-like. NCBI's taxonomy places the organism in Eukaryota, Metazoa, Chordata, Lepidosauria, Squamata, Lacertidae. The record is from RefSeq and is a predicted model, not a curated record. The transcript is spliced from 5 exons.
AUGGACUCUCUUGGGAGGGAUGAAUUGGAAAUUAAGAACAAGGUAGUUCACAGCAAAAUCCACACAGUGGACGAGCCAUCAAAAUAUUUGGAAUGUGGAGAGAGCUUCAGUAAGAGCUCCCGUUUCGCUUCCUAUCAAAGAAAUCCCUUUGGGAAGAAACCCUAUCAGUGCUUGGAAUGUGGAAAGAGCUUUAACACAAGCAGGAACUUCCGUCGACAUCAAAGUAUUCACCGUGGGGAGAAACCGUUCCAUUGCCAAGAAUGUGGAAAGAGCUUCAGUCAGAAAGAAAGUCUCACUUCCCAUCAGAGAAUUCAUACAGGGGAGAAACCGUAUCAUUGCUUGGAAUGUGGAAAGAGCUUCAGUCGAAGUCACCGCCUCACUUCCCACCAAAGAACUCAUAGUGGGGAGAAACCAUAUCUGUGCCUGGAAUGUGGAAAGAGCUUCAGUCGGAGCGACCGUCUCGCUUCCCAUCAAAGAAUUCAUACAGGGGAGAAACCAUAUCAGUGCUUGGAAUGUGGAAAGAGCUUCAGUCAGAAGGAAAGUCUCACUUUCCAUCAAAGGAUUCAUACAGGGGAGAAACCGUUUCAGUGCUUGGAAUGUGGGAAGAGUUUUAAUACAAGCACAAACUUCCGUCGACACCAGAGAAUUCACAGUGGGGAAAAACCUUUUCAAUGCCAAGAGUGUGGAAAGAGCUUUAAUACAAGCACAAAAUUCCAUAGCCAUCAAAGUAUUCACCGUGGGGAGAAACCAUUUCAGUGCCAAGAGUGUGGGAAGAGCUUCACCUGGAAGGAAAGUCUCACUUCCCAUCAAAGAAUUCAUACAGGGGAGAAACCGUACCAGUGCUUGGAAUGUGGAAAGAGCUUUAACAGCUUCAGUCAGAAGGAAAGUCUUGUCUCCCAUCAAAGGAUUCAUACAGGGGAGAAGCCAUAUCAUUGUUUGGAAUGUGGGAAGAGCUUCAGUCAGAGCGCACCUCUCACUUCCCAUCAGAGAAUCCAUACAGGGGAGAAACCGUAUCAGUGCUUGGAAUGUGGGAAGAGCUUCAGUCAUAGGUCGAAUCUCACGGCCCAUCAAAGAAUUCACAGCGGGGAGAAGCCAUAUCAUUGUUUGGAAUGUGGAAAGAGCUUCAGCCAGAGCUCCUACCUCACUUACCAUCAAAGAACUCACAGUGGGGAAAAACCUUAUCAGUGUUUGGAGUGUGGAAAGCGAUUCACCUGGAAGAAAAGUCUCACUUCCCAUCAAAGAACUCACAGCGGGGAGAAACCCUAUCAGUGCUUGGAAUGUGGAAAGAGUUUCAGCCAGAACUCAACCUUGCUGGUACACCAACGAACUCACACGGGGGAGAAACCAUUUAAAUGUAUUGAAUGUGGAAAGAGCUUCAGUGGAAGUGGAGACCUUAGAAGACAUCAACGAACUCACAUGGGGGAGAAACCAUUUGAAUGCAUUAAAUGUGGAAAGAGCUUCAGUGUAAAUGAAGCACUUAGAAGACACCAACAAACUCACACGGGGGAGAAAUCAUUUAAAUGUAUUGAAUGUGGAAAGAGCUUCAGUCAAAGUGGAGUCCUUAGAAUACAUCAACGAACUCACACGGGGGAGAAACCAUUUAAAUGUAUUGAAUGUGGAAAGAGCUUCAGUGGAAGUGGAGACCUUAGAAUACAUCAACGAACUCACACGGGGGAGAAACCAUUUAAAUGUAUUGAAUGUGGAAAGAGCUUCAGUCAAAGUGGAGCACUUAGAAUACAUCAACGAACUCACACGGGGGAGAAACCAUUUAAAUGUAUUGAAUGUGGAAAGAGCUUCAGUGGAAGUGGAGCACUUAGAAUACAUCAACGAACUCACACAGGAGAGAAACCAUUUAAAUGUAUUGAAUGUGGAAAGAGCUUCAGUGGAAGUGGAGACCUUAGAAUACAUCAACGAACUCACACGGGGGAGAAACCAUUUAAAUGUAUUGAAUGUGGAAAGAGCUUCAGUAGAAGUGGAGCACUUACACAACACCAACAAACUCACACGGGGGAGAAACCUUUUAAAUGUAUUGAAUGUGGAAAGAGCUUCAGUGGCAGUGGAGACCUUAGGAAACAUCAAUGAACUCACAUGGGGGAGAAACCAUUUAAAUGUAUUGAAUGUGGAAAGAGCUUCAGUAGAAGUGGAGCACUUACACAACACCAACAAACUCACACGGGGGAGAAACCUUUUCAAUGUAUUGAAUGUGGAAAGAGCUUCAGUCAAAGUGGAUCACUUAGAAGACACCAACGAACUCACACGAGGGAGAAACCAUUUGAAUGCAUUGAAUGUGGAAAGAGCUUCAGUGUAAAUGAAGCACUUAGAAGACACCAACGAACUCACACGGAGAAAUCAUUUAAAUGCAUUGAAUGUGGAAAGAGCUUCAGUCAAAGUGGAGUCCUUAGAAGACACCAACGAACUCACACGGGGGAGAAAUCAUUUAAAUGCAUUGAAUGUGGAAAGAGCUUCAGUCGAAGUGGAGUCCUUAGAAUACAUCAACAAACUCACACAGGGGAGAAACCAUUUAAAUGUACUGAAUGUGGAACGAGCUUCAGUCAAAAUGGACAGCUUAGGAAACAUCAGCUAACUCACACAGAGCGAAAACCAUAGAUGUAUGAUAUUUGGAAAGAGAUUCAGAGGGAGUGGAGACCUUAAUAUUCAUAAGCAAAUUCACACAGGGGAAAAACCAUAUACAGUAAAUGCAUGGAGUUUUCCACUCAGGGUUCCCACAUUUCCUGGGAAGUGAAGAUGACUGUCAUGGCUCUGGAUGUCCAAAAAAGAAUUUGGCAGUGUUUGUUUUCAUUCUUGGGGGCCGUGCUAUUUGGCGAUCCUCUCUUUUUCAAGAGGUUUCUGAAGACUGUUGAUCUGGACAGCUUGGAAUCUGGCAUUCUGGACUUUCCCCACAAUUCUGCAUAUUGCUCAGAACAGAGAGCUGGAUCUGGAUUUCCUGUGUCAGUGCAUCAUUCCCAGCUACACUUCCGUGGUUUGUGAAUAUGGCUGGUUUGGGUUCAUUUGGACCAGUUGCUAAUAAUCUUGUGUUGUUGUUCAAAAUGGUUUUUUGCUUAUAAUGGGUUCCUAAAACUUUAAUAAAGCACAGAUCCCUUUUAAAAUAUUCAUUCGUAUGCAACGAAAUAUUACAGGGGAAAAGGGCACCGGAGUCAUGGAAAGAAGCUUAUAUUACUCUGAUACCAAAACCAGACACAGAUAAAACUCAAGUGAGAAAUUACCGACCAAUCUCCUUAUUGAAUGUGGAUUUCAAAAUAUUUGCAGGUAUAUUGGCUAAAAGGUUGAAAGGUGUUAUGAAACAGUAUAUCCACAAUGAUCAAGCAGGCUUUUUGCUUGGAAGACACAUGAA